Messenger RNA from Penicillium atrosanguineum, 708 nucleotides. Its product is annotated as uracil phosphoribosyltransferase. NCBI's taxonomy places the organism in Eukaryota, Fungi, Ascomycota, Eurotiomycetes, Eurotiales, Aspergillaceae. The record is from RefSeq and is a predicted model, not a curated record. Bases 1 to 708 code for a protein of 235 amino acids. The transcript is spliced from 5 exons.
AUGCAUCACGGCAACGAAAAAGACAACGGGGCUUCUUGCCACACCCAAGAUGCAUUCGAGCAUGAGCGCAUGUUUGUGUUACCGCAAGGGAACCAUCUCUUGAGCUUGAUGACUGUGCUUCGGGAUGCGAAGACCAAUAGCACAUUAUUCGCGGAAACAACGGAGCGUGUCGGAGACCAGCUUAUUGCUGCCGCUCUUGAUUUCGUACCGGCAGAAAAAACACCAGUUGUCAGCCCUACUGGUUCCACAUAUCAGGGAAUGCGACACACGGCGCCCGUUUGUGGCGUUAGCAUUCUCAGAGCGGGAGCUAGUUUGGAGAACGCUAUGCGGCGCGGAUAUGCUGGCCCUCUGAGCUUUGGUAAGGUUUUGAUUCAGCGUGACGAAGAGACUUGUCAACCAAAACUUUUCUACUCGAAGUUUCCACCAAACAUUGCGUCUCAAAGGGUCAUGGUUCUUGAACCCAUGCUGGCCACAGGAGGAUCAGCAUGCGCAGCAAUCAAUGUCAUUAAGGCGCAGGGCGUUCCCGAAGAGAACAUCAUAUUCGUCAACGUCUUAGCAUCACGUUAUGGAGCCAAGACUCUCUUCAGCAGAUUCCCUCAAAUACGUCUUGUUACUGCUGCUGUCGAUGAGGAUAUGACACUAAGCAACCAUAUUGACCCUGGGCUCGGGGACUUUGGUGAUCGAUUUUAUGGGACUUAUGAUUCAUAG